AGAGGCUGGCGUGCGGUGCAUUGUGGGCUAGGGGAGAGGUGGGGUCAUUUUGGGGAGCCAUGGACAACAAUCGAGAUGUGCCAGGGAAAGCCAGCCGGUGGUUUGGAGUCACGAUGCCCAAGUCAAUGAAAGCCAACGUGAACAUCCUUCAUCAGGAGAAGCUGAUCGCCCAGAAGAAGCGCGAGAUUGAGGCCAAGAUGGCCAAGCGUGGCCAAGUGGCCAGUCAGCAGUCGGCACAGAACAGCGAUGACGACAGCGGAGAUGGUGAAGGCAGCGUUUCCAACAAGUUUGCCAAUGACGGGAGCUUCCUCCAACAGUUCCUCAAGCUGCAGAAGGAGAAAUCCGGGAAUGAUGCUUCCUCCAGCUCCACUGAAGCCUCCUCAACAAACACGCCGGCUUCCGGUCCCGUGAAAAAGCCUGCCUUGUCCGGGAAGCGCCCCAACUUGAGCGUCAGCAGCAUGCUGAGCCAAGUCAAGAACUACACCCAUUCCAAGCAGACCCCCGUGACCAACCGCCUGAGCGUCUUUCAGUCACCGGAUGAGGAGGAUGAAGACGACUAUGAGCAGUGGCUGGAGAUCAAAAUUUUACCCCCAGAGGAUAUGAAGACCCGCCGCGUGGUGGAGAAGCUGGCCAGGGUGGUGGCCGAAGGGGGACCGGAUCUGGAGAAGGUCGCGCUGGAAGACUGCAAGGAUAACCCAGUAUUUGCGUUUUUGCAUGAUAAGAACAGCCGGGAGUUUCUGUACUACCGAAAGAAACUGGCCGAGAUGUGGAAGAAGGGGCAAGACAACACGGAGGGGACCUCUUCUCAAAAAGUUUCACCCCCAGAGGACGAAGACACCAAGGACUGCGCCGAGAAGCUGGCCAGGUUCGUGGCGGAUGGGGGCCCCGUUGUGGAAAUGGUCGCCUUGAAGAACCACCGGGAGAACCAGUCCUUCAGGUUUUUGUACGAGCCCAACAGCCCCGGCUACAAGUAUUACCGUCAGAAGCUGGAGGAGUUCCGGAAGGCCAAGGAAGAUGCUGAGGGCGUGCCUUUAGUGCCGGAGCCCAGCCUGAAGCGCAGAGCCACUCCCGAGGGGGGACCCUGUUCCUCCACGACACCAGUGGUCUCAUUGCUCAAGCCGGUGGCGGCGGCGGCGGCAGCCGCGUCCACAUCCACAUCCAUGUCAAAGAAGAAGCGGAAAAGCCGGUGGGGCCCCGAGGAAGAGAAGGUCGACCUCCCCCCUCCAGAGCUGGCACAGACAGAAGACCCUUCGCCCACUCCGUUGUCGGUCCAGGACCUCAAGGGUCUCGGCUACGAGAAGGGGAAGCCGGUCGGCCUGGUGGGCGUGACAGAGCUCUCGGAUGCUCAGAAAAAACAGCUGAAGGAGCAGCAGGAGAUGCAACAGAUGUACGACAUGAUCAUGAAGCACAAACGGGCCAUGCAGGAGAUGCAGAUCAUGUGGGAGAAGACUGUCAGGGAUCACCAGCACGGCUACGACAGCGACGAGGAAGUGGACUCCGAGCUGGGCACGUGGGAGCACCAGUUGCGGCGGAUGGAGAUGGACAAGACUCGGGAGUGGGCCGAGCAGCUGACACAGAUGGGCCGAGGGAAGCACUUCAUCGGAGACUUCCUGCCGCCGGAUGAGCUGGAGAAGUUCAUGGAGACCUUCAAAGCACUGAAGGAGGGUCGUGAGCCUGACUAUUCGGAAUACAAGGAGUUCAAGCUGACAGUGGAGAACAUCGGCUACCAGAUGCUGAUGAAAAUGGGCUGGAAGGAAGGAGAUGGCCUUGGGUCCGAAGGCCAAGGCAUCAAGAACCCCGUCAACAAGGGAGUGACGGCGGUGGAUGGGGCUGGGUUCGGCAUCGAUCGUCCUGCUGACCUCACCAAAGAAGACGAUGAGUAUGAAGCAUUCCGCAAGAGGAUGAUGCUGGCCUACAGGUUCCGGCCCAACCCCCUGAACAACCCCAGACGUCCUUACUAUUGACUGGGUGCUGCCCGUUUUCCUCCUCCGAGCGGUGGUUUGUUUGUACUGUGAGAUGUUAACAAAAGUCAAUAUUCUCCUCCUCCCCCUGUGCCCCCCUUUUCUUUCUUGUUGAAAAACAUUCUGUUAUAAUAUAUAACUCCUAGCCAAGAGUGUUGAAGUUGUUUCUAGUGGGGGGGGGGGCGGGGUUGCAGGGUUUCUUUAGUGGACCGAGGUGGAGGAGAGGGGUACAGUCAAAAUGCUCAGCCUGAAGUCAGAGAAAGAGGAAAGGGCCGAUGCCCACCCCAAACCUUUUGAGGUUUCGAGUGUGGACGUUACGGUGGGCCGAGCGAAAAGCAUUCUUCGGCCUCUAAGGGAAGAGGUCCCACUGAGGUCUUGUUCCUCUGCGCUGUCCCCACCAGGAAAGGUGCCCCAGCAGAACACAACACUUGGGGUGAUGGAGAGAUCUUGAAUGGCGAGGAGGCAGAGUGGGGGGGGGCUUUGCUCUCUCCUCCCUCAAAUGGUUGAGAGUCAGCUCUCUCCCCUCCUUUCAGGCCAGGUGGCAGGAAGAUGACACCAGAGUCUUACAGAUUCCUUUGAGGCGCUUAGUUUUCCUUAGGGAGAAAAGAGAUCCUUUGGGGGGCAGGGAAGUGCCCAACGGGCUGUUGAUCCAGCCGUGGCCUGUGUCAGAGGAGGGCUGGUUGUCCUUUUCAGAAAGGAGAAAUGAAAUUCAGUCUGGCAACCGAAAACAAACAGCAGGGAUCCCUGAAUUGAGUCCCGGUGUCUGUCCUGUUUCAGUGCGAAGGUGCUUUCCUUCUCAAACACCACCAGAGACCCCUAAGACUUCUUCUCAUCUACCCCCCCCCCCCAACACUCUCAGCAGCAAGACCUAGUCUUCGGUUUGUAUCCUGCCCCCCUUCUCUCCCCCAGAGUACAGAGCGACUUGUGCCACUUUUAGUAUUUUUUUAUUUUCAGGUCAGUUGUUUUUCUUUGUUUAAUCUUGCAGAGCUGUAGAGUUUAUGCUUUUUUGGCUUUUGACAAAAUAAUAAAGUUGCAAAAUGAUAUCAACCUCA
Molecule: messenger RNA, 3013 nt
Organism: Heteronotia binoei (common prickly gecko)
Lineage: Eukaryota; Metazoa; Chordata; Lepidosauria; Squamata; Gekkonidae
Gene: SUGP1
Product: SURP and G-patch domain containing 1
Exons: 14
Coding region: 60-1964 (634 amino acids)
Biological process (GO): RNA processing
Cellular component (GO): nucleoplasm
Molecular function (GO): RNA binding
Source: RefSeq, a predicted model, not a curated record